UAGUUCGGUCCCGCAUAUGCGCAUGCAUGCAGGCUGCAGUAGGUGGCCCAGACACACUGGAAAUAAUUCUCCUUCCCGGAAAUAAUUCUCCUUCCAUUGAAGCGAGGAAAGGCAGCAAAGAGUGGCAACGGGUGUGAUUUGCACACCACGCGACUGCAGAGUCGAGUUGUAAACGAACUGGGAUGAGCAAGCGUGUCGCGAAGGUGAUACUGUAGACUCCGUAUACGCGUAGCCUGUGAUCAGUGUUACUAGUGUUCCGUGAGGAGUGAAGUCUAGCUUGAGCGCCACGGAGGUCAUUGUUGUCCAUGCAACGAUCCAUACUAGAAGAGAGAGGGAGACGAGAAAUGGACUGAUAGAAGCCGAGUUGCCAUUUGAGCACACCUCGGCGCUCUGAGGGAAGAGUGCACCUCUUCUUGUGUUUCGAUCCGUGCUCCAGUCUCGUGGCGUUGGAACAGCUGAAGACGACCAUGGAUGCAAUUGGAGGUGAACGGCGCUGCCGGUCCGUUGCUAGCUUGUACCGUGGAGCAGCACAUGGACGGUUUGGAUUGGUCUCUCUUCUCCUUUGCCUGAGCUUCGCGACCUGUUGUAUGGCAAACAGCCAAAAAGUGUACAAUUAUGCAAAGGGCGGCAACGAGAAUUGGAAUUGGACUCCAACCAGACAUUUAUACCAGGCUAUCUAUGGAACCAACAUUGCCGCCAUGACUCUAAUGUUGGUGGGGUACAAUCGCACCGACCCCAGUCACCAUUUCGUGGCAAUACGACAGCAUAACCUGGCCGUGGACAAGCGUUACAUGUUGAAAGCGGAGCUCAACUGUCUGCUGAACUACUCUAAAGGACCGGAUACGAUCGCUCCCGAGAGCGGCGUUCACACAAAGUGGUAUCGCAACGGUCAACGCAUACGUAAAGACCGCCUGGAGACGUACCUCUUCUCGCUGACUGGCGAGGACAGAUCCAUUCUCUUGCUUACCGACUUUCAGGACAAUAUGAAUCAUACGGAGGAGCUCAACGGGGAGUAUGUCUGUGCAGUCUACAAUAGAAAAGGACUGCUCAUCGUCAAGAAAACAUUCGAUGUCAAAAUCUUCUACCCACCGGAACUCAAUGGCUUUGAUCGAAGACCGUUGAUUGAAGAGAUGGCCAAAAAGGUGUCGGUUCCCAAAACGGGUGUGAUCUCUGUGCUGGCCAAGGGACUCUCCUGGGUUACUCUCGGCUGGCAGUUGCAGGUAGUACAUUUGAAGUACAACGUGGCCAAUGUCACCAAGAUCAUCAUACGACUGACUGGAGCAGCGUCCAAUCCCACACCCACCGAAAUCGACAACCCGGCAGAGGAGGGACAAGUCAAUAUUACCGGUUUGGAUCAAGACCAGCUGUACAAGAUACGAAGCAAGACGUACAACGGACCCAACCACUCUUCCACAGGCAGGCGUGAAGAAUUCCGCACCGAUCUCUUACCAUCUGUUGAAUGUGAGAGCACAACGCUGACUGUGGUUGCCGGUAGCAACCAGACAGUGGAAUGCUUGAUUCGCGGACGACCACAACCUGACAUGGAAAUGCAAAGGUUCGACGUGGACUCGCUCAAGACUCUCCAGAACAAAAAGAUCGUCAUACUCUCUUGGUCCAACAUGCACUAUGGUAUUGUACGCCGUUUCACCUGCUUCGACGUGUGGAAUAAAUACGACCGCAUUCGAACCUGCAUUCAGAAAAUCAUCUAUUGCCGGCCACUGCCAGUACCAAAGAAUGGCUUUGCGAAGGUCCUUGAUGGUCUCACCCCGAACGGUAAAACGAUAUUUUCUUGCAAGGAAGGCUUCUUCUUGAAUGGAACAUACGAGCGGCAAUGUGUGGACACCACAUCCAAAUGGGAUCAGCACCAACCAACGUGCUUAGCACACACUAGUCCAACAGCGGAGAUCGAGGGAGGCCCAUACCUCUUCAUGAGCGCCGGUAAACAGGUUCAAUUCAACUGCAAAGUAACCGGAAUCCCACCGCCUCGGGUCCAAUGGUAUGUGAACGGAGAUGAAAUCGAGAUAGAAAGACGUCUUCCCUACCAGACAAAGGUGUUUGUAGACAGCCAAGAUUUGAAGAAGCUACAUGUCAGAGCCUCGGUCAAUCUGUACAUGGACUACAAUGUUACUUGCACUGCUAUCAAUGAACUAGGCAGUGCAAAAUCCCAAGCAAUGUUGAUUAUGGCUGGCACGGCUGAAAAAGUGGACGUCUACGAACACGAGGAGAUCAGCUUGACUUGCCUGGACCUUCCUGAUCUACAGGACGUCAGUUGGAACGACUCGUUUCAGGUCACAACGGGCAAUGCAAGCAUUGUCCUCGGUCCACCGGCUGUACGCUAUAAUCAAAGUGUGAUUGUUUGCUACAACAGAGAGGUGGACAAUCUCAAAGCCUACGUCAUCAAUGUUCUUCCUGCUGAGUUCGUAGGAGAGUGACAUAUCUAGUAGCAAAAUUAUACUACAGUCCUGCUCAAUGAGAUCCAAGCGCGUCAAUCAAGUUUGUGCCUUGCACUUUUUCACAGCCCAGUUUUCGCAAGUCUAUGACUGCGCAACGCCCUGCGUAUACUUGAGGAAUGCAAAUGUAUUUCAUUGGGCAGCAGACUAGUAUGCAUAGCUUUCUAUUCCUAUCACUGUAAGACAUGUAUAUAUGUAGGACUCAGUGACCAGUCAAGGCCCCAUGACCAAUCACGGUCCCCGUGACCAGUCAAACAGUCACAAACUCCCCAUGACCAGUCACAAAUUAGUUUACCAGUCACAAUGCAACAUGACCAGUCACAAAUCACCAUACAUGUACAUGUGUAAAGCACACAGUUCGUGACUGCUCGCGGAGUGUUUCGUACUGCAGGAUUUGUUGUUGUUGUGGUAUGUACCUACACCUCACAGUUCCUCACUCUAUCACAUUCACCUGCUUCCACGCCUUCAUUUCACUCACCUUUUGUAGUAGCUCACACCGUCGGAACACUCUCACAUCUUUUCUUCUAAUUUCUUUCGUCUUCUCUCCCACUUUAGUUUUUUUUUCACACCUCACCUUGUAUACUUCCCACUAUCCUAUAGACCUAUAAGUAGUUUGUUUCUCCGUAUAGCCUCUAUUGUGAGGCGAUAUUUCCCUGAUGAUAGUCUCAAGAAAAUCGAUUAGGAACAUCAAUUUUUAUACAUGUAUUCUCAUUCAUCAUUUCGUAAUGUCCGCUUCACUUAUACUAUUAAUCGCAUUAAUAAAGUUAUUGACUCCUCGUCGCCUAUUCAAAUAUUAAAAUGUAGGUCCAUCGGUCCAAGACAAUGCCACACAGCGCCCAGAAGGCUUUAAGUUCUUUUGAAAGCACCUAAAAAUAACCUGAAUGUAACAGGGGAUAUCUCACAUUUGCUGUGCGGCCCGAACCGUAACUGAUGUUAUCACUUGGCCAUUUCCUUCCGCCAUGCUGGUCUUUUGUAGCUCUUUUAAUCUCUUGUGCUUCUGUUCUGUUAUGUUCUCUUCAUUCACUUCUCUACAGUGGUGCCAAUGUCAUGAGGCCA
Messenger RNA from Sycon ciliatum, 3506 nucleotides. RefSeq lists its product as uncharacterized. The record is from RefSeq and is a predicted model, not a curated record. The transcript is spliced from 6 exons. Lineage: Eukaryota; Metazoa; Porifera; Calcarea; Leucosolenida; Sycettidae. Gene Ontology annotation, biological process: synapse organization; homophilic cell-cell adhesion. Gene Ontology annotation, molecular function: protein binding; axon guidance receptor activity. Gene Ontology annotation, cellular component: axon; neuronal cell body; plasma membrane. Bases 468 to 2432 code for a protein of 654 amino acids.